AUGAGGCUCUUCAUAUUUGGAACUUUUGUCAUCUUCAUGAUUUACCUUAAUUUUGUUGAAUCAACAGAUAAAUCUGAUGAAGGAGAUAAAUCCGGUAAAUCAGCUAAACCCUAUAAAGCACCUAAAUCCGAUAAAGUAGUUAAGCCAGUUAAGCCACCUAAACAACCAAAAGCAGCUAAACCAGCUAAAUCAAUUCAAUCACAGAAGGCAUCUCGGGUAUAUAGGAAAAAUAAGAAAGAUCAGGUUCCUCUUCAAGAUCACCCUUCACUUGCCCACACGACUCUUGAACAUCAAGCCUUCGUCGAGUGUCAACAAAAUCCACAUCUUCCUCAAUGUGAAAUUCAACCAAAUCAACUGAAUAGUCCUCAACAUUAUGCUCCACAAAUAAUUCCAAAGAAUUAUGUUAGUGGCCAUCAUACACAUCAUGUCGAGGUUUCUAGCGGUUCUUCUGGAUCUCCCAAGGCUUUUGGAUCCAGCAAUUAUCAGCUUUACGGCAAUAGUCCUCCUCAUGUUUCUCCUCCAAAAUCACCGGAACUACCCCCAUUACCUGACAGUAUCACUAAUAGUCAUAGUCAUUAUUAUUAUGAACCACAUAUUCCUCUAUAUCAACACCAAUCACCUCCAAAAUCACCACUACACCUUCCAUUCACUGAAAGCUAUGGUGGUGACCAUGAUCAAUAUGGCCUAAAUAGUCCUUUAACGUAUCAUCAUCAAAAUUCACCUGCACACCUUCCAAUCUCUGGAAACUAUGCUGCUGACCAAUAUCACUAUGGUAUAAAUAGUCCUCUAUCUCAUCCUCAUCCAAGUUCACCUGGAUAUCUUCCAAUCCCUGAAAACUAUGCUCCUGACCAUUAUCAACAUAGCCAGAAUAGUCCUCUACAUUAUUCCAAUCCAAGUUCACCUUCACUCUUUCCAGUCCAUGAAAACUAUGCCACUAACCAUUAUGAACAUGGCCUAAGCCCUCUACGACAUGCCGAACCAAGUUCACCUCAACUCCCUCCACUCCCUGAAGUCUACGAUCCUAACCGUUAUUAUUUUGAUGCCAAUUCUAGUCCUCGUUACCAUACCCUUCCAAAUUCGUCUUCACCCCCUCCAUACCAUAAAAGCUUCUAUGAGGCCGGACCUUCUCAUUCCGACCAUUAUCAGCCAGGAAAAUAA
Belonocnema kinseyi is the source of this 1158-nucleotide messenger RNA. RefSeq names its product extensin-like. Lineage: Eukaryota; Metazoa; Arthropoda; Insecta; Hymenoptera; Cynipidae. The coding region runs from base 1 to 1158 and encodes 385 amino acids. The transcript is spliced from 2 exons. The record is from RefSeq and is a predicted model, not a curated record.